ACUUUACCUACAAAGGCAAACGUUUAGUGGAUAAUAACGGGAAUGCCUCUAUAUCGGAUACAUUUUACGAAAAUGAAUUGUUAUUGCAUGAUAACAAACGACUCCAGCAACGUUUAAAAUCAAUGCAGGAAACUAUAAAUGUUCUUACAGAGAAAAAUACACAAUUGUUAUUAGAAAAAGAAAUGAAUGCCUUUUCGUCGAUAACAGAUACAGAUCAGACUAUUAAAAAUAUGAUUGCAGGUUACUUGCUGGAAAUUGAAAAGUUGCAAGCGAAGUUAAUAGAAUCCGAGGAGAUGUAUCAACAACUUAAAAAAUUUGGAGAUUCAUCAUUUAUUCCACAAACUAAAUUACCGAUUAAUGAUGAUGCAGAAAAUAUUCUUCAUAUUGCAAAACGAGAAAUAAAAAAAGAACAAGAAUAUGUCUUGUCAAGAUCAUUUUCCUAUAAUGAAAGGGCAGCUGUCGAGGCAAGUGAAUCCGAGGGAAGUGAUGAAGAUGCUGAUAUGAAAGGAUUUGCAAAAAUGGAUGAAGUUGCGGGUAGUUACCAUUUUAAUAAGUUUAAUUAAAAAGAAGAAGGAAAAGAAGAAUUUGAAAAAUAAGAUAGUUAAAAAAAGGUCUCUAUGGAGUCGAGAGUGGCUAAAAAAAAGAAAUUCUGGUAAAGAUUUAAGUAACAUGGUGCUGAAAGAACUUCAACUGGAGGACCCACCAAGUUUUGAAAAUUUUUGCAGGCUUCCGAAACAUCUUUUUAAUAAACUGUUAGAAAUUGUUGGGCCAACAAUAACGAAGCAGGACACAAUCCUUAGGCAAGCGAUACCAGCCAGUACCAGGUUGCUUAUUACACUUCGGUAUUUGUCAACUGGUAAUACAUUUACAGAUAUGUCCUAUAGUUUUAGAGUAUCAGUUCCAGCCAUAUCCAU
Molecule: messenger RNA, 914 nt
Organism: Lucilia sericata (common green bottle fly)
Lineage: Eukaryota; Metazoa; Arthropoda; Insecta; Diptera; Calliphoridae
Product: kinesin-like protein KIF21A
Exons: 5
Source: RefSeq, a predicted model, not a curated record